Metarhizium robertsii ARSEF 23 is the source of this 447-nucleotide messenger RNA. RefSeq lists its product as uncharacterized. Bases 1 to 447 code for a protein of 148 amino acids. NCBI's taxonomy places the organism in Eukaryota, Fungi, Ascomycota, Sordariomycetes, Hypocreales, Clavicipitaceae. The record is from RefSeq and is a predicted model, not a curated record. The transcript has a single exon.
AUGAAGACGUCGCGCAAUUGGCCGAUCACGCCCAGCACCUCAGUUUGGCUACUAAUUCUCAUCGCAAUCUUGCAUAUUCUUGAAGAUCUAGUCAAAAGCACAGUUCGUAUAAUUAAAGUCUUGGCCAUUGCAAUCCUUAUUCUUUUGAGAGUCAAAGCCAAUCGCUCGGGCACGACGUAUCUUUACAAGGGUCUCAAUCUCCUCUUCGCAGCCAGUCGUCCCACCACGGCGGCUGGUACGAAGACGGUACCUGAGACCUCUCUUGAGCUAUCACUAUGGCUUGCAAUGGCAAAGCGAGCCAGAGACACAGCCUCCUACGCUUUCAGUCGUCUUUUGGAUUCUGCAAAAGCGGACUUCCUCGGUGCCGACGGCGAAGCACCUUCACAGGAAGGAUCACAGGAUGCCGCAACCAAUGGGUUCCAAGCAGCAGCGGAGCCAGAGCAGUAA